Molecule: messenger RNA, 1668 nt
Organism: Cornus florida
Lineage: Eukaryota; Viridiplantae; Streptophyta; Magnoliopsida; Cornales; Cornaceae
Exons: 3
Coding region: 1-1668 (555 amino acids)
Biological process (GO): DNA integration
Molecular function (GO): RNA-DNA hybrid ribonuclease activity; nucleic acid binding
Source: RefSeq, a predicted model, not a curated record
AUGAAUUCUCCUCUCAUGGUUUCAGGAGAUAAAAUAUAUCUACUUGGAGUAGUUACACUUCCAGUGACUGCAAGAACUAGCCCAAAGCAGGUCACUUUUAUGACCUCGGCGUAUAAUGUUAUCCUUGGGAGGACAACCUUAAACUUUAUUAGGGCCAUUACCUCAACUUACCACUUCCUCAUGCGUUUCCCAACAGAGCAAGGGGUAAGUGAAUUAAGGGGUGACCAAGCUACAGCUCGUGAAUGCUAUCUUGCUUCUCUCAGAGAAAAGAUGUCCCAGGAAACUCUGAUAAUUGAAGGGUUAGACCGAGAGGAGGAAUACCUCUCUUCACCGCCACUUCUAUACAGAGUAAUACUGGGAGAGGACUUGUAUUUGUACUUGGCUGUCUCCUCAUCAACAGUAAGUUCAACUUUAAUCCGAGAGGAGGAUGGGGUUCAGAAGCCAGUGUAUUACAUAAGUCAGGCACUUAGGGGUGCCAAGGAAAGAUAUCCAACAAUGGAGAAAUUGGGAUUUUCUUUAGUUUUGUUCGCCAGAAAACUUAGGCCUUAUUUCCAAGCUCACAGAAUAGUGGUACUAACAGACCAACCCCUAAGGCAGGUUUUCCAUAAGCAAGAGACUUCAGGACGACUUAUGAAAUGGUCAAUAGAACUUGGGAAGUUCGACAUCCAGUAUAGACCCCGAAUUGCAAUAAAAGCUCAGGUGGUAGAAGAUUUUGUUGCCGAGUUCACACCUUCACAAGAAGACCAUGCUAACAUCUGCACAGAAGUGACACCUCAUAUUCAGAGAAACAAAGAAACUACUCGGACUUUGUUUGUUGAUGGAUCAUCAACUGCGCAUGCUAGUGGAGUAGGGUUGAUCAUAAUCUCCCCAGAAGGAGAAAACAUUGCCUAUGCCCUUCGAUUUGGCUUCAAAGUAACGAAUAACAAGGCAGAAUAUGAAGCCCUCAUAGCUGGGUUGAAACUGGCAAAAGUCAUUGGGGUGGAACAACUCAUACCAUACACAGAUUCUCAGUUGAUAGCAGGGCAGGUCGCACACAAAACUAUCCGACAAGGGUAUUAUUGGCCUACUAUACAAAAGGAUGCUACGGACUAUGUGAAAAAAUGUGAUAAAUGUCAAUGGUUUGCCAAUGUUCCAAAACAACCACCUGAAGAGGUAACUCCCAUGAUGGGUCUGUGGCCUUUCGCACAAUGGGGAAUGAACAUUAUAGGUCCAUUACCCAUGGGAAAGGGCCAGGUCCAGUAUGCUAUAGUGGCUAUAGACUACUUCACCAAAUGGAUAGAAGCUAAGCCACUAGCAAGUAUUGCUGAGACGAACAUAAGAAAUUUUGCUUGGAGGUCAAUCAUUUGCAGGUUUGGAAUCCCAAGAGUGUUUGUCACAGAUAAUGGAAAGCAAUUCGAUAACAUGAAGUUUAAGGACUUUUGUGCUCAACUAGGGAUAAAGAACCAUUACUUGUCACCUAGACACCCUCAGGCAAAUGGUCAAGUUGAGGUGGCGAAUAGAUCGAUAUUUCAGAUGAUAGAGAAGAAGCUUAAGGAUAAGAAGGGAACAUGGCCUGAAGAGUUGCCCAGCAUGUUGUGGGCUUACCGUACAAUGGCAAGAACCCCUACAAGGGAAACCCCAUUCCUACUGACCUUUGGAAGUGAAGCAGUUGUUCUUACUGAAGUUUGA